Molecule: messenger RNA, 663 nt
Organism: Bipolaris oryzae ATCC 44560
Lineage: Eukaryota; Fungi; Ascomycota; Dothideomycetes; Pleosporales; Pleosporaceae
Exons: 2
Coding region: 1-663 (220 amino acids)
Source: RefSeq, a predicted model, not a curated record
AUGAGCGAAGUACAAUGGGAAUGCCUAGUCUUAACCUGUCACGUUCACUGGUCCUUUACUAGGCUAAAAAAUGAGUGCAAAAAGCGUUUGCGAGUGCUAGUCAGACGUGCUGAUUACCCUUCACAUCCGCUGUUACCUCCCUCUCCACGCACUUUACCUCACCCACCACUACAAAAGGCAAAAAGCACAUCAAAAAGCCCGCCUCCCACAAGACUACCUCCCACAGCUAUGAAGUCCACAAAGACUUCUCAACCCGCUGUACCAUUACCAGCUACACCAACUGCAGCCACGCCUCCAGGCACUGCAACUCCCACCUACACCACGAGUCAAGACCAUGAAGGCCGCAAGCAGCAGAUCCUCAAGAGACUGGAAAUCAUCCACAACAAGGUGGCCUCCAGAUCCAAGGUUUUCAUCGACGCCAGCCACAAGCACUACCGCAUGUGCCUUAAGAGGGAGUACAAGCCCUACGUGGACCUCGAUCCCGAAGUCAACUUGGCCAUGCUCUACAUCACCUGCGAGCGAGAGCGCCAAACGCUAGACGAGGUCAUCAAGAUGCAGCUCGAGGUGGGAAGGCGGGCACGCCUGCUUGAAGAGGCCGUGGCCGAGGAGAAAAGGCUUGACGCUGAGUUCUGGGAGCUUGUUAAUAAGAACAAGAAGGGUUGA